AUACACAUGAGAGAAGAAUUAGAAGUAGCAGCAGUAGUAGCCGAGGCAGCAGCAGCACAAAUAGCUGAGGCAACAGUAGCAGCAGCAGCAGUAGAAAUAGCCGAGGCAGCAGCAGCAGCACCAACAACAACAACAACAACAACAACAACAACAACAACAACAACAACAACAACAACAACAACAACAACAACAACAACAACAACAACAACAACAACAACAACAACAACAACAACAACAACAACAACAACAACAACAACAACAACAACAACAACAACAACAACAACAACAAUAUUAGCAGCUGCAGCAGCCGUGGGGGCCCCGUCGCCAUGGUGGCAAAGCGGCUUCGGUGUCCGGUAGUUGCAAGUAGUUCCACAACACUUCCU
Closterium sp. NIES-67 is the source of this 383-nucleotide messenger RNA. Lineage: Eukaryota; Viridiplantae; Streptophyta; Zygnematophyceae; Desmidiales; Closteriaceae. The record is from the annotation of a GenBank genome assembly.